Contarinia nasturtii (swede midge) is the source of this 2895-nucleotide messenger RNA. RefSeq lists its product as uncharacterized. The coding region runs from base 1456 to 2526 and encodes 356 amino acids. The transcript has 2 exons. The record is from RefSeq and is a predicted model, not a curated record. Lineage: Eukaryota; Metazoa; Arthropoda; Insecta; Diptera; Cecidomyiidae.
AUUGGUCGCAUUUCUUUCAAUCGUUUGAGCAUAAAUGAGUUCUAAUGCGCAUCUGGUCACAGUAUUGUACUUCGAAUACAUUAUAUCUGACACAGUUGCAUAACCAAAUAUAGUAAACAGAAGAAAAAAACUAUUCCGUUCGAACAAACGGAAUACCUGCUACAUUCGGCAAUAGAUUGGAAAUUAAAUUUCCAUAAAUUCAUAUUUUACUUUGAGUCGAGUCGAUUGUGUGUUUUUUUUACUUCAUUUUCUUUUCUCCACAUUUCUUCAGUACGCAAUGAGCUAAUACUCUAAACACACAGACACACGGCAAGUGUGUAAAAACAAGCGUGUGCUCAACGAAAGAGAGUAAACAAAACAAUGCCGAUAUUGUUCAACAGAGUAUAAUAAUGUAAUAUUACCGUCUAAUUAUUUCUAAUAUAUGCUCAUUCUUUGUCUGCCAAUAUCUUAAUAGAAUAAUACCACAGCCAAUUAUCUCCGAAAGAUAACAAGAAAAAGACAUGCAGAAUAACAUUUUUUUUCGAACGUUGAAUUGAUGCUGUAUAUAUUUUUUUUUGCGCUCAGAAAGAAAACAAAGACUAACAAUAGUCAAAUUCAUAACAUGUAUUGAAUGUUUUUUUGUUAAAUUAUGCAAAAUGCUUAGGAAAUUUUUGCUAGUGAAACUAUUCAGUCUUUUUACAAUUGAAAUUGGAUCAGUCUCACGAUAUUAAGUUCAACCCAGCUAAUAAUUAGAAUUAUUGUCUUACGUGCAUUCUGUCGAGUUACAGAAUAAUUGACAGUGUCGAAGAAAUGUAAGAGUCCGAAAUGAAAGUCGAUUUUUUGUUUUCGCAAAUUACAUGUAGCGCUUUUGGCUCCUAUUCGCUCUGAAUCGUUUGGAGUUGAUUGAAAAUGAAACUCAUUUUCAUUUCGUUCGAUCAAAAACUGUGACGCUCCAAGUACAUUCGUCUUCGGAUCUUAUCGCAAUGAAUUGAUAACAAUUGACAUACACUUGUACACUUCUUUCAAGACAUCGCUCGAAAUUCAUGCAUUCCAGAUAGAAAAAAUGUGCUCGUCAACCGAACGGAUAUCAUUGUAUUCUGUAUCGCACACAAACUCAGUCGCCUAUUCAAUGGUUGCUUUAUAUUUUCCAGUAAAUAGCGUAGAAUACUGACAUCAAAUUAUUCUUAAAGUAUUGUUCAUUAAUACAUACGCAAAAUAUUGCAAAACAAAGAUAAAAAUAAUAUAAACGUUUUGUUUACAUUGUCUGUAUGAGGCUAAAACAUUUUCAAUAAAAAAAAAUAUGUCAUACAUUCGUCGUACAUCAUUUGAAGAGAGUGUCAGGUUAGCCGAUCGAUAUUGUGCGCUCUCUUCUUUGAUUUUCAAUAAUAAGUUUUUACAAAGGAAAUAAGUUUGAGUUUUCAAUAAAUCCUUUCAAAAUUUUCAUUCGAAAAAAAAAAAAAAAACAUUUUUAAAACAAUGCGAUUCGUCUAUAUAUUUGCCGGAGUAAUUAUAAUAGCAGUUUCCGUGCUAUAUUGGUUUGUGAUAUCACGAAUCGAUUUAUUUCAAUAUCGCGCAGUAAGAGUAGGAUAUUCAAGAUUUUACCAAUUGAUGGACGGUCUGUUCAAUGAGUUCCGAAAUGAAGGCGACGAUGAUAUCAAUGAGUUCACUUCGUUCGAGUCACUUCUCCGUUCAGAUGACGAUGACGAGGAAAAUGAAGUCGAUGAAAAUUUGUCAUGUUCCUCAUGGAAAUCGUUGAAUGAUUUAAUUGGUGUUAAUCAUGAACGUGUGAUGAAUAUAUCGAAGAAAAUUCGUAAAAAUCCGAGAAUAUUGAAUGAUCGGCUGGAAAAAGAUUUGUACAUUACCAAUACAAUCGUCACCAGUUAUAAUACACGUUUGAGUUCCGCAAUUGAGAAUUUACCAUCAUUUUUAUUGUCCUAUCACAAUCAGCUCGUUGAUAUGCUUGACACAGUGAAUUACAUAAAUCAAGGUUUUCAGUAUUUUAUCGGGGAUGCUGUGCAAAAAAUCGAUCACGAUCAAUUCGAAGCGCAUAAAUCGUCGUGUAUUCGUUUGGCAAAAAUUCUUCAACUCUUCGAAACGAUAAUUCAAUCACAAAAUGAAGCACAUCUUAAAUGUGCUUGCACCGUUGCCACGAAUUUAGAUGGGGUUGUCGAACAUUUUUUCGAAAGUGUUCAUUUAUGUGUCAACAAUACAGGUGAAGAAUUUUCGAAUUACAUUAAAGAAACUAUUACGCCGAUGGCAAAUUCAAUGGAAACAAGCAUUCGAGCAAUAAACCGUGCUAUGAAACGAUCGAAAACAUCUGUCGAAGUAUUUUAUCAACUUCCAAUGAAAUUGACCAGUUCAAGCUCGGCAAUUGACUUGUUGCAUGUUCAGCAUAGAACGCAGAUAUCGGGCAUCAUUGACCAGUAUGUUGCAUGCCAGGAGAAAGAGACAAGACGAACAUUUUUGAAGACCCGUGCAUUACUUAUUGACUUGAAGGAAUGUUUGAGGCAUGAUGAUAACGACGAAUUCUCAUUCAAAGUCUUCUAAUUGACGGCCAUUACAUAUUAUAAUCAGUUCCUGUGUGAACAAAACAAAAAAAAAACACAUCUUUUUUUCGUAUUCCAUGUUAAUCGAUUGUUUGCCAUCCAAAUAGCUGUAAGCACGAUUUAAUAUGUAACGGUUAUUGCAAAUGAAACUUUUUUGGCUUCACAAAAUAUGAAAUAAGAACUACAUCAAAAGAUGACCCGAAACGAAUAUAAUAAGCUACAAUUAUAACAUAGUCUUUUGUGAAGCGCAUGAAAUGACAAAACAAGAAAAAGAAACUUUCUUUGUUGUGAAGCACCAAAGAAUAUCUGAAUAUAUAAAAAAUAAACAAUUCAUUUUAUGAAUCGAAUAAAAAAUUGCUCAUACAUUUGA